AUGUCAUAUUUGUCAGAUUCAAAAACAUCUAGAAUUCAAGUGGCCAAACCAGUUGUAGAUUUAGAUGGAGAUGAAAUGACCCGCAUUAUCUGGUCGUGGAUUAAGGAAAAGCUUGUCUUGCCAUAUGUCAAUGUAGAAAUUUUGUACUAUGACCUGGGACUGCCCCAUAGAGAUGCUACUAAUGAUCAAGUAACCAUCGACGCUGCCUUAGCCAUAAAGAAACACAAUGUUGGAAUUAAAUGUGCCACAAUAACUCCCGAUGAAGAGAGAGUUAAAGAAUUUAAUCUUAAGAAAAUGUGGCUUAGUCCUAAUGGAACAAUAAGAAACAUCCUGGGUGGUACCGUGUUCAGAGAGCCAAUCAUUUGCAAGAAUAUUCCUAGGUUGGUUCCGGGCUGGAUCAAGCCAAUUACUAUCGGCCGUCAUGCUCAUGGAGACCAGUACAAGGCAACAGAUUAUGUAGCCAGAGGUCCUGGAAAACUUGAAUUAUGUUUCACUCCAGAAAAUGGAGAAGUGCAGAAGUUGGAAGUAUUUACUUUCAAAACAACUGGAGGAGUGGGACUGGCUAUGUACAAUACAGAUGAAUCCAUAACAGGGUUUGCCAACAGUUGCUUUCAGUAUGCACUGAAAAAAAAGUCUCCACUUUAUUUGAGUACCAAGAACACUAUUUUAAAGAAAUAUGAUGGAAGAUUUAAAGAUAUCUUCCAGGAAAUUUAUGAAAAAUCAUAUCAGAAGAGUUUUGAAUCAUCUGGCAUUUGGUAUGAGCACAGGUUGAUAGAUGACAUGGUGGCUCAAGCAUUGAAAUCAGCUGGUGGUUUUGUUUGGGCCUGCAAGAAUUAUGAUGGAGAUGUACAAUCGGACAUUGUUGCCCAAGGAUAUGGUUCAUUGGGACUGAUGACAAGCGUACUCAUGUGUCCAGAUGGAAAAACAAUGGAAGCCGAGGCCGCCCAUGGCACUGUAACACGUCACUACAGAGAAUAUCAGAAAGGAAAACCUACAAGUACCAAUCCCGUUGCCAGCAUUUUUGCAUGGACACGAGGCUUGGAACAUAGAGCUGUUUUGGAUGGAAAUGAAGAUUUGAAGCAUUGGUGCACUGGAAUUGAAAAAGCUUGCGUUGAUGUCAUUGAUUCUGGAAAAAUGACAAAAGAUCUGGCUGCCUGCAUAUAUGGAUUAAAAAACGUUAAAGAGGAGCACUACUUGAACACAGAAGAUUUUCUAAAUGCUGUGAAGGAGAAAUUUGACGCUGCCGAAGGAAAAUAA
Messenger RNA from Helobdella robusta, 1257 nucleotides. RefSeq lists its product as hypothetical. The record is from RefSeq and is a predicted model, not a curated record. The transcript has 8 exons. Lineage: Eukaryota; Metazoa; Annelida; Clitellata; Rhynchobdellida; Glossiphoniidae. Gene Ontology annotation, molecular function: isocitrate dehydrogenase (NADP+) activity; magnesium ion binding; NAD binding. Gene Ontology annotation, biological process: isocitrate metabolic process. Bases 1 to 1257 code for a protein of 418 amino acids. Gene Ontology annotation, cellular component: mitochondrion.